CUUGCACUUCGUGGUAUGUUGUCCAAAGAAGUUUGUGAACCUCUUAUUGAGUUAUCUUUAUAUUUUAACGUGCUUGGAUCAAAGGAGUUGAGGAUUGAUGAUCUGGAGCAUAUUGAAGCGCAAAUUCCCAUAACACUUUGCAAGUUAGAAAAGGUUCAAUAUGAAACCAUUAAAGACUGAUGAAGUGGGAUCAACUAUGAAGACUACUACCAGAUAUGCAUUCGUCGCACCAGGUGCUAUAGGAAAGGGACGAGGACGAGGAGGGCAUAGAUCUUUGAUUGAGAAAGAGCAUAUGCCAAUUAAGAGUUUAUUUCCUCAAUCUAGUGAUGUAGUUAAGCAAUACAUCCAAGAAAUUGAAACAAGUGCUACAGGGAAGGGACGAGGACUGGGUCAUAAAAACUCUACGAUGUCUUCUAGUCAAGGAAUGGGAAUGAUACAUAAAAAUUCCAUGGUUCUUGAGAAAGAGUAUAUGCAAACUGAUAGUCCAUUGCUUCAAUCCACUGAUCAAUUUAAGCAAUCCACCCAAAAAGUUGAAACAAGUGCUAUAGGGAUAGGACGACGACAAGGGCUUAAAAACUCUACCAUGUCUACUUGUCAAGGAAUGGGAACGAUACACGAAAAUCCAUGGUUCUUGAGGAAGAGUAUAUGCAAAACGAGGCGGAAUCUUUCCACAAGAAUGCUAUUUAUGCUAAUCAACAUAUGCAUACUCCUUCUAAAAGCACAAGAUCAAAUUCUGCAAUGA
Messenger RNA from Lycium ferocissimum, 742 nucleotides. RefSeq lists its product as uncharacterized. The record is from RefSeq and is a predicted model, not a curated record. Bases 161 to 742 code for a protein of 193 amino acids. The transcript has 4 exons. NCBI's taxonomy places the organism in Eukaryota, Viridiplantae, Streptophyta, Magnoliopsida, Solanales, Solanaceae.